Amoebophrya sp. A120 is the source of this 3468-nucleotide messenger RNA. The record is from the annotation of a GenBank genome assembly. Lineage: Eukaryota; Dinophyceae; Syndiniales; Amoebophryaceae.
AUGGAAGCUUCUGUGAACAGCGGAGCUACACCAAGCUCCAGCUCCACCUAUUUCAAGCACGGCAAGAAUGCAGCCGAAAUGGAGCAGCACACCCACAGUCAAGACCUGCCUCGGGAAUUUUUCCAGACUAUUAUCGUAGCAAGAUUUCGAUUCGACGUUGAAGCCCAAGCCGCCGUCGCUUCUCUCAUAACCUUUGCGAAGGAAUGAAGCCCGUCAUCUGCAGUUGUCGUGAUCAUGUACUAGUACAAAUGAACAUAGAGCGAUGGAGUAGACUGUCCUUAUGUUGAGCUGUAUGUCGUUCCUGCGUUAGCCGCUAGUAACUAAAUGUCGGGCUGGGGAGGUGGAUGUCUUCGCAUCAUUAUUUCGUUCUAUUUCUAUUUCUACUCUUGUUUGUUGAGAGUGGAAGGACGCUGCAAUGCGUCUACAGAAUGCAAAUGCUAGGGGUAGGGUGUACUGAUUCGUCGAAAUUUUGGUGCAAUAGCCAAGCCGUCAAGUAUACGAGUUCUGGUGGACGAUGGAAUCGCGGCGAAACAGUGGAAGGUCGACCCAAGCCUGGUGUACCAGGAAUGCGAUCAUGUACUUGUGCAUAGUCACUUCUCCGAUGAUGUUGUAGCUGUUCCUUAUCUUAUUUCCUCUGAGAGCAUGAACGGACGAGCUCGACAAACAGCAUGCAGCACUGGAAUUUGUUGACUGAUUUGCAGUAUGUCGCUGUUGGAGCUCCUGCUUCUCUGCCUCUGGCAGCGCUGCGUACGCUGGCUGCCACUUGGGGCAAACAAUAUUUUUCGUAGGAACAAUCUUGCAAAUAUUCAGGUGCGUCUGAGCAGUGCCGCCAACAUGGCGGAAGUACACCAGAAAGUGGAGCAAGUCCAGUCAUAUCUAAAUUCACUCGGUAUUUUCAAGGAAGCGACUACCGUCAUCGACCGGGGGGAAGGUAAGGACAGAUGAAUAUUACGUUUUGGUUUUUCGUUGCUGCGGGAAUGAGUGAGAACAAACAUCACAACAAGAAAUGGAAGGAAAUUAUUUAUCAACAUGUACUACAGGAGAAGACGACAUAGACGUGAUAUUUCACCUCCGCCCGAUCAAGCCCCAUUAUUCGUUUGGGGCGAAUGUGAAUGGCAAGGGGCAGACCGUAUGCCAACCGAAGCCCCCUCCCAGCACCUCGCUCGCAAAAAUUUGUAUAAAGCUACUGCACAGAAGAUGAAGAACUUAUCAAUUGCGGAACGUAACUAGAUGCAUUCUGUGCCUGCGAGAUCGACGAGAAGAUGUCUACGCAUCCAUGCAAAUUGAGGGCAAGCUAAGGAGGCUUUUUUAAUCAGCAUAGACCACGGCAGAGUUUAAUUUCGAUAUACCAUGCAUCAACGGGUCCUGCACCAGUGCGAAAUGCACCGCCAAGACCCCCACCUGGCGAAUAUUGGAAGGCUACGAAACGCAGGCGUCCUUGUUCACGAAGAGGCUGUUCGGCGUCCGAAAUCUGAACGCGUCGCUGGACCUCAACAGUUCCGUGAAUGACCUGAAACCGUACUCCAGCUACGACGAGAUGAGCAAAUCGGUCAACCUCAACCUCGGCCUGGGUCCGCACAACUUGUCGCUGGAGGCCUACAAUCUCAGAGACGUCGUGCUCGCAAUGGGGCAGGUUUCACUACUUUCUCUGUGUCAAUCCCGUCGGCUUUUCCCUGGACAUUUGCAGCACCAUGAUAAUUUCGACGAAUAGGAAUUGCGGCCAGGGCUAGGACUACAAAAGAAACAGUGGUCUAAUGCCCCGUCAGUGUUCUUUGUUCUCUUUUCUGAGUUGUGGAUGAAGUCCUCCACGGAUGACAACGAAAGCGAAAUGAAAACAACCCAGGCCUCCACCGCGAUGCAGAUGAGCCGCUUGCGUUCGAUAAAAACGGGCUGUCGCUACACGUGGACGCAUCGAACGCCUGGCGGCUUUUUUGCGAAGUGGUCCACCGAGGUCGCGGGGCUCACUGGCGACGUGAAUCUCGCAAAGGGCGACGCCUGCGUCAGCAAAACGUGGUCUUUCACCAUGCCUCCCCUCGGGCUUUUCGAGGACGAGAAACCGUCCCUGUGGCACUUCACCGCGAUGGCCGCCGCAGGGCACGCCGCCCCGCUUGACUCCAGGCCGCUCUGCAUCCAGGACCGCUUCUUCCUCGGGGGCAGCAACGGCUUUGUGAACACGAUCUGCAAGGGUAAGGGCAAAUAAAGAACAAAAUAGGUUGGCUGUUCGUCGUGUUCCGAAUCCGAAAUUACGGAAUUCCUGCAGUUCAUUUCCGUUUUUUUCCAUGUGAGGAAUACAAGUAGUAGACCACUUGGCCGCAACCACCUCAAGUAGAUCAAAAGCUUUGGAGGUGCAGCGGUUCUUUUAGAGUGCGACAACUUUUCUUUUUCUCAGCCAGGCUGUCGUAGUCGAUGUAAAACCGCAAUUAAAACUGUUUUGGCAGGUUUUGGCUUUCGGCGAUUUGGCCCUUGCGAUGCGAGGCCAGCGGGUAGCGGCACUGCAUCCUCCCCAACAACUACGUCUCGCAGGGGAUCCUCUGGAGGUGCAUCUUCCUCAUCUUCACAGGCACCUCAGUACGAUUACCUCGGCGGGGACACGUACAGCAAUUUUGCAGUGUCCUUGUCCCGCGACAUACCCCUUCGGGAGCAGCAGGUCGGUCGAGUGUUCGCGUUCGCGCAGGCCGCGAGCCUCGGGAACGGGCUGGAGCAGACUGUGACGAAGCCAGAAAACUACCGUGUAUCGACGGGCUUCGGCGUCGGUUUUCCGUUUUUCCCCGGCUGCGAGUUCCAAAUAAGCGGGUGCUUUCCGCUGCAAUUCAAGCCGACCGACGUCCGCGAGUCUUUGCAGUUUGGCUUGCGGUUUCAGGGUUGACCGUGAUGAUGCCGGUGCAACACGAGCAUAGGAGGUGGGGGCGGCCCGUGCCGUGACUGAUCAUUCACGUGGAUGAUUUUUUGAAGCAGAAUCUUCGUGCGUCGCGAAAGCGAUCAAAGAAGUAAGCCGCUGCACAGGAAAUGAACCAAAAAAAUCAUUCCUAGAAAUUUCUAUCCUGGCUGCUCUCUCACUCUCUGGAACCGAGACCAACUUCGUCUGCGUCUGGCUUCCCUUCGGUUCCUGCUCUCCACAACUAAGUACUUUCGACGGUAGUUCUACUGGGGAGCUUCUUACUUGCAGGUUCGAGCAGAGGAUACACGAGGCGCAGCGGGGGCGACGCCAUCGAAGAUGAGUUUUCAGCAUCGGUCUUUCUCUGUGGCCGCUCUUACGACACAUCACAAACGUACGAUGAUCCGUCCGCAUCGCAAACAGACUGCAGAAAGGGCUGUCACGCAAAUCCCACACACAGAAAAGCAAAGAAAUACAAAUUCAAAUACCUCUGACACGUCGGUGCGUGACGAGAGCAUGAGCACCUGCACCGGCAGCAGAGCACGAAGCUUGCUCCUCGUAUUUCUCAUGACGUGUUCUUCACAUGGUGCAGC